Molecule: messenger RNA, 1007 nt
Organism: Cuscuta campestris
Lineage: Eukaryota; Viridiplantae; Streptophyta; Magnoliopsida; Solanales; Convolvulaceae
Source: the annotation of a GenBank genome assembly
UAUUAAAAAUCCAACUUUUCAAACUCUAACAAAUCCCCCACACUUAUCUUUUACCCGCCCUCGGACAAAAUCAAUAAAAGAACAAAGGAAAGAAUAAAUAACUUUUAACAAGGGUCUCUUUGGACAACCUAACAAAUACGUAUGUUUCACUUUUUCUAUCUAAAAAAGGUCAUUUUAUGAACAUAUUCUUAUCCUCAACCAUCAAAAUAUACUAUUUAUUCAAGUUUACUAAAAAUAAAGUUUAAUGGACUUAUUAGUUUUUUUAUUUAGUUGUUAGCAGUUUUGGCCCCAUAGCCCGUUUUUGAUUCCAAGACCAAGGCAUUUGGGAAUAACUCGGGGUGCCCUUUCGUCGGCUCACUUAUGCCACCUCUAACAACCCAAGUGUGACCAAUCCUACUUUGACUUAACGGGUGCAACAAUACGUUUUUUGCUAUGUCUUUUUGCCUCGUGAUUUGAAUCGCAGUGUUGUGAACAAUGACGAUAUUCGCUUGUUUCAGUGGACUUCUCUCGGGACAUCCGGGUUCUGGUGAAAAGACAUGUUUCAUCAAGGAGACAAAGUUCACUUGCAUUGUUUUCCGAUCCGAAGGUGAAGUACUGCGACCUCGAGAUAUCAAACUAGAGCAGGAUGAGAGCAUGCAAGAGAGCCAAGCCGAAGCAUCCAACAUGCCGAGUCAUGCCGAGGAAGGUACAAGUCGUUCCACCGUUUGAGAAGCUCAUCGCCGACAUCCACGUUCAAGAGAAGAUGAGCCCUAGCCGUCAUGGUCACGAAUAUUUUGGACGCCAUCACUUGUGUUCUUGAUGACGUUAGACAGCCCCCUGAAUGCGUCACUUUAGCUUGAGCAACAUCACUUCUCACGCUCCUAUCGUGGCCCCCGUCAUAGCACGCCCAGUUGACUUCGAGCAUAUCUCUUUAAUGAUAUCUUGUUAUUAACUACUCCGUAUUAUUUACUAUGAAUGUUAUCUAUUGUUUUUUUAUGACAUUUAAUACUGAAUGCUUAUGGUCAUUU